This is a messenger RNA of Prunus dulcis (almond), 333 nucleotides long. Its product is annotated as PHD finger-like domain-containing protein 5A. Gene Ontology annotation, cellular component: U2 snRNP; U12-type spliceosomal complex; precatalytic spliceosome. NCBI's taxonomy places the organism in Eukaryota, Viridiplantae, Streptophyta, Magnoliopsida, Rosales, Rosaceae. The record is from RefSeq and is a predicted model, not a curated record. Bases 1 to 333 code for a protein of 110 amino acids. Gene Ontology annotation, biological process: mRNA splicing, via spliceosome. The transcript has a single exon.
AUGGCCAAGCAUAAUCCUGACCUAAUUAUGUGCCGCAAGCAACCCGGAAUAGCCAUCGGAAGGUUGUGUGAAAAGUGUGACGGCAAGUGCGUAAUCUGCGAUUCUUUGGUGCGCCCUUGCACGCUUGUUCGGGUGUGCGAUGAGUGCAACUAUGGAUCAUUCCAGGGCCGGUGUGUUGUGUGUGGAGGGGUUGGAAUUUCUGACGCUUACUACUGCAAAGAGUGUACUCAGCUGGAAAAAGACAGAGACGGGUGUCCCAAAAUUGUGAAUUUGGGAAGUGCUAAAACCGAUCUGUUCUAUGAACGUAAAAAGUAUGGUUUCAAGAAAAGAUGA